CCGCCGCUAGCCAAUGGGGAGGCGCGUUACUGCGCGGUGCCCGGUUGAGGAAGUGCCGCCGGUGUCCGUGCCCGGCGCUCCUCCGUCCGGUUCCGCCGCCCGGGAUGUGCUGAGGGCGCGUCCGCCGCCCCUCCCAGGCGUGAAUGACAGAGGAGGUGCCCCCGACUGCACUGACGGAUGUGAACCUGCGCCUGCUCUGCCACGAUGACAUAGACACAGUGAAACAGCUCUGUGGAGACUGGUUCCCAAUCGAGUACCCUGACUCAUGGUACCGAGAUAUCACUUCCAACAAGAAGUUCUUUUCCCUCGCAGCCACAUACAGAGGCUCCAUCGUGGGGAUGAUAGUGGCAGAGAUCAAGAGCAGGACCAAGGUGCACAAAGAGGAUGGAGAUAUCCUCGCUUCCAAUUUUCCUGUGGACACUCAAGUUGCUUACAUCCUAAGUCUUGGAGUGGUGAAGGAGUUCAGGAAACAUGGAAUAGGUUCCCUCUUGCUUGAGAGUCUGAAAGAUCACAUCUCCACCACUGCCCAGGACCACUGCAAAGCCAUCUACCUGCACGUGCUCACCACCAACAACACAGCAAUAAACUUCUAUGAAAACAGAGACUUUAAACAGCACCACUAUCUCCCCUAUUACUACUCCAUCCGAGGGGUCCUCAAAGAUGGCUUCACCUACGUCCUGUACAUCAACGGCGGGCACCCACCCUGGACAAUCUUUGACUACCUACAGCACAUUGGCUCCACACUAGCCAGCCUGAGCCCGUGCUCCAUUCCCCAGAGGAUAUACAGACAAGCCCAGAGCCUCCUCUGCAGCCUCCUGCCCUGGUCUGGCAUUUCUGCCAAGAGCAGCAUCGAGUACAGCCGCACAAUGUGACGGACUGGGGGAGCAGUGAA
Molecule: messenger RNA, 892 nt
Organism: Vidua macroura (Pin-tailed whydah)
Lineage: Eukaryota; Metazoa; Chordata; Aves; Passeriformes; Viduidae
Gene: NAA60
Product: N-alpha-acetyltransferase 60, NatF catalytic subunit
Exons: 6
Coding region: 144-872 (242 amino acids)
Biological process (GO): N-terminal peptidyl-methionine acetylation
Cellular component (GO): Golgi membrane
Molecular function (GO): protein-N-terminal amino-acid acetyltransferase activity; histone acetyltransferase activity
Source: RefSeq, a predicted model, not a curated record